CUAAAGAAAAUGAUUCAAUCAGCACAAGUACAAAGCUAAAAAAAAGUAUAAAAAGCCAUAAAAAUACAAAAACAGUAUUUACCUUCGCAGUAAUCUUACAGGCCUACAUGCCAGGUGUACACACACUACAUAACAGGAUUAUAUUGCACCUUGUCACCACACCUCAGUUUUGCAUGAGACUGCAGUUCAGACUGCGCAGCGCUAUUGGUCGACACAGAGAGUGGAUCCACUCAUUCAGUUUUGAUCAGGGAACCAAUUAUCAGGCUAUUCUCCAACCGUCGGAGUAUGAGAGUAAGCCAUUGCAGAUAUACAGUAAAAUUGCUUUAUUUUGCAUGUAUGACACAGAAGAACGUGUGGAAUAAAUGAAGUAUGCACUGCAACCAGAGGAUAAUGAUUUUUUCUGCACAGCCCUUUUUGCUGGCAUGGUUUACUCUGACUGUAGGCUUGACUUUGGCUUUGGGGCCAAACCAGGACAUGGAAUUUACAUUUCUGUUACCUGCUGGCAGCACAGAGUGUUUUUACCAAACCACCGUGAGGAACGAUAGCAUGGAAGUUGAAUACCAGGUGAUAGCUGGUUCAGGUCUAGAUGUUGGUUUUGCCCUUAUUUCACCCAGCGGAUACCGACUGGCCUCUGACUUCAGGAGAUCUGACGGCAUCCAUAUGGUGGAUCCCACUGAGGAUGGAGACUACCGGUUGUGUUUCGACAACAGCUUCAGUAAACUGUCAGUGAAGAUGGUGUUCUUUGAGGUGAACAUUAAUAGUCGGAGCAGCUCAGGAGGAGAUGAGUGGGCAGACGCAACCAUGACAGAGGACAUGGUGGAGUACAAACUGGAGGACAUCAGGGCGAGGAUAGACUCUGUGUACAAGCUCCUGGAGAAGAGUCGUCAGGUGCAGACAACACUGAGGGCCUUUGAGGCGAGGGAUCGUUACCUUCUGGAGGAUAACCUGUGGCGGGUGUCCUUCUGGUCCUGCCUCAACCUGCUUGUCAUGCUCACCGUCGCCGUCACUCAGAUUUACACCCUGCAAAACCUCUUUCAGGACACAAAGCGGAUCUGCACAUAGUCAUCACAGAACUGCUACAUCACCUCCCAGCAGAGAUAGCAGAACCUGCGUGCCAUGAGACCUGAAAGUUUGACACUAAACACUAAACUGAUACAUGUGUGAAAGUGUCAGUUUUACAAUAGCGCCUUGAUAGUUCACACAUUUGGAAACCGGUUUAUUAUGCAGUGUGAAGUUCACUGCAGCCAAAAAGUGCUUGCUUUGAUGUUUUGCGAAUAUGUGAGUAAUAGAAAUUCCUGUCAUGUCAACACCUGAAAGUCAUUUUUAGGGUACAGUACCGUAAUAUGCACACACCCAUGUAUGUACUUUAUACACAUAUACAAACACAAGUAAAAUACUUGUUGCACUGAUAUCUGCUAAUAAUUUCAUCAGGGAAUGUAGAAAACCACAGCUGUUCACACUGGAAUGUUGUUUUAUUUAAUCUCAGACACUAAAUUUCACAUUUACAUUUAUUGCUCUACACUAUGUUUUAUCAAACCAAUUGCCAAAACAACCCAAAAUUAAAAUCACACUUUAAAUCUUAUCUGAGAAUAAAAAAUAAAAAAAAUUAAAACAAAAAAAAAAAGACAAAGCAAUCUCCCUGAUUGAUUUCUCCAUCUGGAGGUUACAAAGACAGCAACAGUGCAGUCACAUAGAUGGCAAGUUGGUUUCGGUUGAUUCAUUCACCUCCUUGUGGAUACGUUGCAGUCCUUUCUUUCAUGCAAUUGCACUUUGUGAUAAAAACCUACAUAACGGAGUAGCUAUGGAUGAUUCCAAAUGCCUAUAGAAUAACAAAUCAAACAAAAUGAAGUGAAAUACAAAAGCAUCAAAAGGAAAUAUAUACAGCAUGUAUUGAAUUUCACUUGAUUUGGGUUUUUUUUAGGCAGUUUCAAUCUUCCGUAGUAGGUAAAAGCUAUUGUGCAUUUAAGUCACUACCGCUAUCUUCUCACCCUAUACUGAACUUCCUGGGACUACGCAGUUUCCUAAGCCUUCAUUAAAAUUUUCUGUGGUUAAACAUCCUCAGUGGCAGCAUUACACCAUCUGAAGGGCAUUUUCUGUGUGUCAUCACGGAACUGAGACAUGUUGCAAUAAUAAAAAAAACCAUCCUUAUGUUAAACAGUCUUGGCACAGUAUCUGGUAGUGUCCCUAAAAGUUACAUCAUGUUACAGUUUUUGUUCAAAUAAAUAAUUGAGUCUUCUGGAAGAUUGUGUUCAAAUCCAGACUAUUACAACUUGAUUCCAACCAUGUUUGGAAAUAUUUUAAAAAAUUAGUGUUUAGAACUAUUUUUGGUAACAUACGCUGUUGAAAAAAUAACUUCCUCUGGUUUCAAGUUUUAAGCCUUAGUAACUCAUAACAAUUUUUAGGUCUUACUGGCAGUAUCAGACUACAAUUGGAAGCAUGUAACAUUAAUAGUUUUGUUUUUUUUAAGUGAACUCAAAAUUAGCUAUCCAGUUCUUCUGUGGUCCCGUUGUUAUCAUGGAUUGAAGUCAUUUCAUGUCCACUGCAGGCUGGUCAAAGUCACCACUGGUUUCGACGGGGAGCCGGGCGCCUGUUCAGGAACAAUCAGCCAACAUUAAUCUCUCAACCUUGUGACAUGCAAAACUAUCCAGUCAUAGGAAUGGCAAGGGCAUUCGUGAUGAGGCAAUCUGUUUAGUGAGAGGGCUACAAAUCAUCCUCCUACUCUUAUCGGAGAAUAUGAUUAGAUACACAAUCCUG
This is a messenger RNA of Thunnus maccoyii (southern bluefin tuna), 2754 nucleotides long. It is a transcript of the gene tmed1a, whose product is annotated as transmembrane p24 trafficking protein 1a. The record is from RefSeq and is a predicted model, not a curated record. The transcript is spliced from 4 exons. Gene Ontology annotation, cellular component: endoplasmic reticulum-Golgi intermediate compartment; Golgi apparatus; COPII-coated ER to Golgi transport vesicle. Gene Ontology annotation, biological process: intracellular protein transport; Golgi organization; endoplasmic reticulum to Golgi vesicle-mediated transport. The coding region runs from base 370 to 1062 and encodes 230 amino acids. Lineage: Eukaryota; Metazoa; Chordata; Actinopteri; Scombriformes; Scombridae.